UGGGGGUCAAGCAGUCGAGAGCUUUGCUGACCGUUCUCCAAUCUACGCUUUCGCUGCCCAAUAGACCCUCAUUGCAGGCGACUACUUCUCUGAUGCGGGUACCGCCUCCGACUUCUUUCGCCGAAUGAUCGAAGAGUCCACCUGUGCUAAGGAUGCUGGAGCCGCUUUGAUCGAGUGCUUCAAGACAUCCACGACCGUCGCGACCGCCUCCCUCGACGCACUCUCCCUCGUCGUAUUGGCCCUGCUCGAACAGCCAGCGGCACUGCAUAUAAUCCUCCUCUUCACGAGCGCGAAUGAACUUGGAGCUCCCCUCAGAUGCGUCCUUACCGACGAAGAGGUGAUCGACAAUCUGUGCGGCCCUGGAGUCGGGGGUGAUGACGAGUCAGGCAUGCUGAGCAGGGUGGUCUUGUUCAUCCAGUGGCUGGCCCAGCUCUCUUUUCAGAGCGAAGAGCAGGGCCAUGGCCUCGAUUCAGACAGCAAGGAGUUCAAUUCCUCCGUCUCCCCCUCCGCCUCUCGUGCCUAUGCGCUGCGAGAUCUCACCGAGGAUGAAUCCCCCCUUGUCUCCCGCUGGAUCUCCGAGCUGUUCGACUCGGACGGAAUCGGUGACGAGAUCAUCCGGGACUCUCCCCCGCGCAUCCUGAUCAAGCUUGCACCCACUCUCCUCCACCAGUCGAUCCUCGCAGCAGAGCAAGGCGUCAUUGAUGUCGAGAUGCUCAAGGGGGGCUGUAGCUUCUUCUUGCAGGACCUGCUGAGCUAUACUCUCCCCAGUGGGCUGGUCUGGCUGAUGCGCGACCUGGAGAGGAUUGGAGGUGUCCAUCAAAGCAGGAGGGGAGCGCAGGGCACUGCCUUGGGAACAGGGACACCCAGUCGCUCAAGUCUCCUGGUGACACUGCUGAGCAUGUUCCUCCUAGAUGAAGGCUGCCCGCCAGUGGUGCUGGAGCUGGUGAGACCACAUUUUGAGAGAUUGCAAAGCUACGAAGGAUCUGGACAGGCUCUGAUGGACACUUCGACGUUAGAGGCGCUGCGAUCGAGAUUUGAGCGGGAGGAGACGAAGGGACUUCGUGAGUAACCCAAGCCAGACGAGAUCGCGCCAGUCUGGCGAGGGUCAAGAGCAGAAGCUGAACUCUGCUGUUUCUUCCCGAUCAGGUGUUCCCGCGCUGACUGCCCUCAACUUGGCAACACCCGAAGAAGUUCCUUCUCUUGCUCCUGCAUUCGAUCGCGAGCUAGAAUCUCUUGAGGUCGAAUUCCCUCAAAGCAGCAGUGCCCUCCGUGCUGGUCUUCAGCCUGUUCUAGCCAAAAUUUGCCAACGUCUAUCACAAAGCACAAUCGUCACUCCCAAAGGAACGGAGGGCACGUCCUACCUAGCGAGCACUGCCGCCGCACUGUUA
Messenger RNA from Microstroma glucosiphilum, 1388 nucleotides. RefSeq names its product Med5-domain-containing protein. Gene Ontology annotation, cellular component: mediator complex. NCBI's taxonomy places the organism in Eukaryota, Fungi, Basidiomycota, Exobasidiomycetes, Microstromatales, Microstromataceae. Gene Ontology annotation, molecular function: transcription coregulator activity. The record is from RefSeq and is a predicted model, not a curated record. Gene Ontology annotation, biological process: regulation of transcription by RNA polymerase II. The transcript has a single exon. The coding region runs from base 125 to 1069 and encodes 314 amino acids.